AUACGGAUGGUCGUCGGUCUUUAUCCGUUCGACAUCGAAGGCACAAACUUUUCUUUCGACGCAGGCGACCAAAUGCAUUUACUGAAAGAAAAUCCUAAACCUGGCUAUUAUGAAGUUAUGAAUCUACAAACGAGAGAAAAAGCACUUGUGCCAAAAGCAUUGGUGGUCGAAUAUGGAAGAAUUGAAAAUGAAGACUGGUAUAUAGGAAGUGCUACAUGGGAACAAAUAAAGAUGAUAUUAAGUGAGAAACAGAAACCACAAAGCUUUCUAAUUUUGAAAAACGGAGACAAAAAGUUUUUGCUCGGAUUUCUAGAUUCAAUAAAAAAUGUAAAGCGUUUUGAUAUCGAAAUUAAUGAUAAAGGAAGGUUUCAUAUUCCCGAAAUAGGAGAGGAAGCGUCAUUUGCAAGCUUGCCUGCACUCGUUUGGUAUUAUAAAACCAACAAUCUCGUGCAAGAUUUGAAGUUGUCCGAGCCUGCUAUAAUAACGUCUCAUAUUAAACGAUUUCUGAAAAGAUCAACAGAAGGCGCCAAGAACAAUACAACAAUAGAAGCCUCCAACGAAGAAAUGCAAAAUUCAGAUAGAAUGGUAUUUGGCAAUACUGAUCAAUCGCUUUGGACAAAUAACACCUUGGAAAAAAUUGCAGAUGGAUUAAAUGCUUCCGAGACAGAACAAGUGGUUUGCAACCCUUCUUUACCAUUCGAGCCCGUAGAAAUUUCUGAUGACGAUGACGACGAUCAUAAAUACAUUCAAACUGCCAAUGAAGAUUCUAGAGAUACAUUAUUAUUAGAAAAAUCACGUUCAAGAAUAUCGUCAGAAAUGAUUUCUGCUGAUGCUUCUACCAGUAUAUACAAAAAAAUUGCAAGUACACACCCAAAUGAAGUUGAAAGUAAAGGAAAGUCCUCACUUGAUAAUAAUUUGUCGCCAAAUCUGAAACGAAGAACUAUCGAGGAAAUGUUUCGUGAGCUCCCUUUAACAUCUGCUAGUACACGAGAAGAACAACCGCCAAAUAAGCAAAUGCGUAUAGAUUCUUAUAGAAAACAAAACAACAUACAAAAUAAACAGAUAACGUUUGCUGAUAGUGGAACAUCCGAAGAACAGAGCGAUGAAGAACUACAAGAAAAACAAUUGUCACAGAGUGAAACGGCAAAGAAAAUAUUUUCACCGAAUUUAAAUAAUACGUUAUGUGAUGUAGUGUCAAAGAAAACACUUGAUAUAAGACAGAAUAAAAAUUCUAAUAAGAACCAUGGUCUGAUAAAUGAUAUAUUGUCAAGCGAAAAAAGUGGUUUAGGCCCAAAGAAAAAACUAUCCAGUGAUAAAACAUUGCCUUCAGAGUCUUCUUCAAAUAGACCAUCACAAGAAGUCCAUGCAAUUAAUCCAUCUGUUUCCACUGCUCAACAUAAUAAUAUUCGAGAUGAAGAAGCAAGAUUUCAUGAAGCAAGUCGCGCUACAUCUUCUGCUACAGAUCCAAAUUUGCUAAAAAAAAUUGAAACAUUAAACAACCAAGUUCAGCGCACAAAAAGAUCUAACCGUACUGUAUAUUAUUGUACACAAAGAGCUCAAAUAAUCGAAAAGUAUGUUUUGAAGUCAAACUCCAGAAAUAUAGAAGACGAAUUUAUGAUAUCGGAACUUAUUGACUUGAAAAAACUUAGGCAUAAAAACCUGGUCACGCUGAUAGAUGUUUUUGUAGAAAAUGACAAUAUACAUAUUUAUCUAAAUACAUGGAUGGCCGCACUUUGA
Molecule: messenger RNA, 1737 nt
Organism: Ctenocephalides felis (cat flea)
Lineage: Eukaryota; Metazoa; Arthropoda; Insecta; Siphonaptera; Pulicidae
Exons: 4
Coding region: 7-1737 (576 amino acids)
Molecular function (GO): protein binding
Source: RefSeq, a predicted model, not a curated record